Ricinus communis (castor bean) is the source of this 1729-nucleotide messenger RNA. Its product is annotated as mitogen-activated protein kinase kinase 2. Gene Ontology annotation, cellular component: cytoplasm. NCBI's taxonomy places the organism in Eukaryota, Viridiplantae, Streptophyta, Magnoliopsida, Malpighiales, Euphorbiaceae. The coding region runs from base 266 to 1336 and encodes 356 amino acids. Gene Ontology annotation, molecular function: protein serine/threonine kinase activity; ATP binding. The record is from RefSeq and is a predicted model, not a curated record. The transcript has 9 exons. Gene Ontology annotation, biological process: protein phosphorylation.
GGCGCGAGUAAAAAAGAGGAAAGGAAAAGUAAACGGGAAGGUCUGAAGCAUGUUCAUAUAAGCUGCGAGUUCUGUAAUGGGGACUGGUCUCUUUAGUCAUUCCUUUGUCUUACCAACCAAUUUUCUCAAUUCCUUUUUCCUUUAACUUUCCUUAUCACUCUCUAAUUUACUCUUUAAUUUAAAUUAAACCUUCAGAAGACUUGCAACGACUCUCCUCUCCUCUCUCUCUCAUUCCACACGAACACAAGAAAUCUCAAACUGAAUCAUGAAAAAAGGAACAUUAAACCCUAUUGUGGAGCUGAAGCUCGCUCUUCCUCCUCCUGAUGAAGUCUCCUUUGCUAAGUUCUUAACUCAAAGCGGUACUUUUAUGGACGGCGAUCUACUUGUUAAUCGCGAUGGUGUUCGACUUGUCUCUCAAACUGAACCCGAAGCACCACCCCCAAUUAAGCCAUUGGACAACCAAUUAAGUUUAGCAGACAUAGACACCAUUAAGGUCAUUGGUAAGGGAAGUAGCGGAAUUGUACAGUUGGUGCAACAUAAAUGGACAGGCCAGUUUUUUGCAUUAAAGGUUAUACAGAUGAAUAUUGAGGAGAAUUCAAGGAAAGCAAUUGCCCAGGAAUUAAAAAUUAAUCAAUCAUCACAAUGUCCAUAUGUUGUCAUGUGUUACCAAUCUUUCUAUGACAAUGGUGCCAUUUCAAUUAUCUUAGAAUAUAUGGAUGGAGGAUCUCUGGCUGAUCUUCUGAAAAAAGUUAAAACAAUACCAGAACCAUAUCUUGCUGCUAUUUGUAAACAGGUGCUCAAGGGUUUAUUAUAUCUUCAUCAGGAAAAGCACAUUAUCCAUAGGGACUUGAAACCUUCUAAUUUAUUAAUAAAUCACAGAGGAGAAGUCAAAAUCACUGACUUUGGUGUGAGUGCGAUAAUGGCAAGCACCUCUGGGCUGGCUAAUACUUUUGUUGGUACAUACAACUAUAUGUCUCCUGAGAGAAUUAGUGGAGCAAAGUAUGGCUACAAAAGUGACAUUUGGAGCCUGGGUUUGGUAUUAUUGGAAUGUGCAACUGGUAAAUUUCCAUAUUCCCCUCCAGAGCAGGGUGAAGACUGGGUUAAUGUUUAUGAGCUUAUGGAAGCUGUUGUUGAGCAACCACAACCUUCCGCACCUUCUGAUCAAUUUUCUCCAGAGUUCUGUUCGUUCGUGUCUUCAUGUGUGCAGAAAGACCCAAACAACAGACUGUCAGCCCAUGAGCUUAUGGCACAUCCAUUAAUGAACAUGUACGAGGACCUGCAUGUGGAUCUCUCAUCUUACUUCACAAAUGCAGGCUCUCCACUUGCAACCUUUUGAAGUAAUUGAUAGGACGUGAGGCAAUUUAGGGAAGGUACCUGCCUGAAAUUUUGAAGACUUGGUGAGGUUUUAGCUGCCAUUGCAAUUGAAAAAUAAACUGCUUGCUGCCAUUACAAUGACAAGUUUUAUGGCUGUAAAAAAAAGCAUUAUUACUUUCAUGGAAACUUACCGGCACCAAAAGAUUUAUCGUGCAAGGAACAGAUACUGUUGAAUUGAGGGCUUAUCAUUACUGGUAAAGGUGCUUUUUAAUAUUAAUGUUGGUGUCAAUGAAUAUAUACAAUGUCCGUUGUAACUUGUACUAUUCUUGAUAUUAACCUUCUAAAUUUUGUAAUUAACUUGAGAGUAAUUAUGUUAGCUUUUCUUAAUAAUUAAUUUAUUUUAGAGAUUGGAAAA